UACACACUAAACCUUCACAUCACUAUGGCACUCCUGCUCCUGGUGUUGUUUUCCAUAACUUCAGCUGCAAUCUGUGAUCAGGUUUUUCAGCAUGAUGAAUGUGAACAAGGCGAGGAAUUCUGGUGUCAAGAUCUACAAUCAGCCACGCACUGUGAUAAAGUACCUUACUGUACCAAGUACAUCUGGGGAGAUCUUGAGCAGGUGAAUUUCAAAGAAGAAAGCCCCAUGAUCAAAUGUUUUGCAUGCAAACGUAUAAUGAAACGUGUGAAGAAAUCUGUGGGUGAAGUUACUGAUAAGGAAGAAAUUAAAGAAAAACUUGACGCCUUCUGCACUGAGCUGAGGUUUAUGCGACGUAUAUGUAGCAAACUUAUGAACAAGUUCAAAGAUCGCAUAGCUGAUGCGCUUAGUGAAGAAUCGGAUGCAAGGGGUAUCUGUGUUACCCUGGGACUAUGUAAAGAAGCAUACACAUUCUAAGCAUAACGUAAGUGAUGUGGCAGUCAUCUCCAUCACUGUAAUGAUGUCCAGGAGAAUUCCUAAAGCUAUCCCAGAGCCAGUGAACCAUUACAAGCAAUUACCAACACAAUAGAAUUUGGUAUCAAGAAUGGCUUCCAGUGUUUUGUAACAAAAGUAUCCUAAUUACUUAAUGUCUUUGAUGAGAUGGCCAGUACAAUUUAUGCAUUAUAAGGCUUUGCAGAAUGCUUUAUAUUUGUAGCAUUUUUUCAAAAUCAUGCCUUGUAUUUUGUUUUAUUAAAAAUGAAUCAAAUAUGCUUUAACUUGGCAGUUUAGAAUAAAAUGGAUAAUCACAAUUUAAUGCCUUGACCUUAAUUUUACAACCACUGAAUCAAAAGUAAGAUGACAUAAAAGAGACAUAAACUUGGACUGAAGCAUUUUUCUGUCAUGGAAUAAACAAAAGGUAGA
Messenger RNA from Protopterus annectens (West African lungfish), 918 nucleotides. Its product is annotated as pulmonary surfactant-associated protein B-like. The transcript has 5 exons. Bases 25 to 474 code for a protein of 149 amino acids. Gene Ontology annotation, cellular component: cytolytic granule. The record is from RefSeq and is a predicted model, not a curated record. Gene Ontology annotation, biological process: defense response to bacterium; antimicrobial humoral immune response mediated by antimicrobial peptide; killing of cells of another organism. NCBI's taxonomy places the organism in Eukaryota, Metazoa, Chordata, Ceratodontiformes, Protopteridae.